Daldinia caldariorum is the source of this 1996-nucleotide messenger RNA. RefSeq names its product TBC-domain-containing protein. The transcript is spliced from 3 exons. Gene Ontology annotation, biological process: negative regulation of septation initiation signaling; activation of GTPase activity. Lineage: Eukaryota; Fungi; Ascomycota; Sordariomycetes; Xylariales; Hypoxylaceae. The coding region runs from base 364 to 1776 and encodes 470 amino acids. The record is from RefSeq and is a predicted model, not a curated record. Gene Ontology annotation, molecular function: GTPase activator activity. Gene Ontology annotation, cellular component: mitotic spindle pole body.
CCAUUACCUAAGGUAGGUACUCGACUAAAUACCAGGUAGGUAAAUAACCUUAUUAAGCCAACGCGUUCCAAUCGCGUCUACUAUGUGAUAAUUAUCUUGUGAAUAUGAGGGGGGGGCUGCACAGUUAUUAUUAGGUUACAACGCAUGUACCCAAGUACCACAAGCCCUCAUCUAAACAACUCCAACCUCUUUUCCCUGCCUUUGUUUUUCCUUUUUUUAUAUACCUAAUUUUACUGCGCCUAUUAGUCGCACUACAACUAUACAUCGUGCUGAGCAUGCUUUUCCCUCGUUAUUGACGAUAGCUUCAAUUUGCGAAUCAUCGCAAUCCACAUAGCCAGCUGUCACAGCAGCCAACUGGUCAAAAUGUCGAGCCCAACGCGGGAGGCAUUCCCGCCUAUCGCAGAAGCAUUUAAUGCCUUCGCGACAACCACUCUUUCUAACCAAAUACCUCCCCCGCCGUCGCCUCACACUCACAGAUUACGCAAGUUACAAUCCGCACAUAACCUCGGUGCCGCUGCUCGAAUUUCCUCCCAGAACUCGUUGAUAUCUCAACCGGUUCUCCGCCCUCUUCAAGAGGGCGCACCACCUGCACCUCGCAAUGCCAACCGAUCCCCACAGAGAAAUAGAGCCAAUUCCGACGCGACACCCCCACCACCUCCCACGCCAACCAUAUUUCCAAAUAAUCUUUUAUUAACUCUAAACCACAAGAGGAGCGCUCUAAGUAAAGCUUCAAGAGUAGCUGACACCAUGUCUCUAGACAGACUGAUUAGAGAGGGUCCCCCUGACGGAGAUGUGAAUGCCGCGUUGGAGAGUGCGCGUCUAAAAGUUCUAGAUCAGGGUAUCAGGAGCGACAGCGAUGGGAUGUCGCGAACUAGAAUCUACUUCUGGCUUAUAUUUAUCGAUGCGCCUAUACUAGAUACUAACGAGUACCUGGGACUCAUACAUCGAGGCGCUUCUCCCGCUUACUCCAAAAUCCGAAACGACACAUUUCGAACACUGACUACCGACCCCCUCUUUCGUCGCCGUGUUAGCGAGGCGAGCUUAAUCCGUCUGCUUAACGCUAUUGCCUGGAAACUUCAUGAUGCGAAGGAAGAACGUCGCCCAACAAGUAGCAGAAUGUCCCUCGCCCAUACCGAAAGUGCUAGCAGUUCCCGCAGCGAUAUCUCCCAGACCGUUGCCUCCUCGCCAUCUGCCAGGAAUCGUGCCCGCGCCUUGACGCUCACAACGGAAGGUUCUGAUGUUGCUGCUUCGGAACCAGGAACUUACGUACAGGGUAUGAACGUACUUGCUGCUCCGUUCCUAUACGCAGCUCGCAGCGAAGUCGAAGCUUUCGCUGCUUUCCAUACUCUCCUAACCAAGGAGUGUCCCGGGUAUAUUAGGGGUGCGAUGGAUGGAGUCCAUCGCGGCCUCGCACUCGUUGAUAAAGUAUUGGCGAUUGUGGAUCCUAAGCUGAGUUUCUACUUAACGUCAAAGGGCCUAUCAGCAGAGAUAUACGCUUUCCCUUCCGUACUUACACUCUGCGCAUGCACUCCCCCCUUGCCGGAGGUGCUGAAGCACUGGGAUUUCCUCUUCGCCUACGGGCCACAGCUAAAUAUCGUCUGUAUUGUCGCCCAACUAAUAAUGAUGCGUAAUGAACUCCUGACCUCAUUAAAUCCUAACAAACUUCUUCGGUCAUUCCCGGCUUUGCGGGCAGAAAUGGUGAAGCGGACAGCGCUCGCCAUCAUCAGGAUGAUACCCGACGAUGUCUACGCAGACAUCAUACGACACGCUCUAUGACCAUAACGUAACAUAACUACACCUUUCUCAAAGGUGACACGAUAUGUUUCUCUACGAGUUGCGCUCAUAUGACAUACCCAGGUUUUCUUUUUCUUUUUUUAAAAAAGAGUAUCGGAUCAUACCGUUUUACAUCUUUUUAAUAAUGUCUCCAACAAACUCGACGAUGAUGAUUGUUUCAAAAAGCCAACUGUGGAAUCUCGACCAUCCUAGAAAGAAUUCG